GUCAUCUUCUCUCUCCCAACUGAUUAUCAGACUUUUGAUUGUGAAUAUUGUCUGAGAGAAAGUAAUGGAGCACAACACGAAGAAGGUGUCAAAGGGACUAUUGCAGAGUGAUGAAUUGUAUCAGUAUAUUUUGGAGACUAGUGUGUAUCCGCGUGAACCAAAGCCUCUCAAGGAGCUUAGGGAAGCCACUGCCAGCCAUCCCAGGGCUGAGAUGGCUACUUCACCAGAUGCAGGCCAGUUGAUGACCAUGCUGUUGGGGCUAGUGGAUGCAAAGAAGACGAUUGAAGUUGGAGUUUUUACAGGAUACUCUCUUCUCCUCACUGCUCUUGCAAUUCCUGAGGAUGGCAAGAUUGUAGCCAUUGAUGUCAAUCGUGAGCCAUAUGAUCAAAUAGGAUUUCCAAUCAUAAAGAAAGGUGGUGUUGAGCACAAAAUUGACCUCAUUGAAUCGGAGGCCUUGCCUGUGCUUGAUAAGUUAGUGGAACAACAUGGAAAUGAAGGAAGUUUCGACUUUUCUUUCGUUGAUGCAGACAAGGUUAACUACUGGAAUUACCAUGAGAGACUAAUGAAGCUGCUGAGGGUGGGAGGUAUAGCUGUAUAUGAUAACACUCUUUGGGAAGGGUCAGUUGUAAUGCCUCAUGAGUCUACUCCAGAAUUCAUGAAACCAGGCAGACAGUAUACUAUAGAGCUUAACAAGUCUCUGGCAGCUGAUCCGCGUGUGCAGCUUUCACAUGCUUCUUUGGGAGAUGGGAUCACAAUUUGUAGGCGAUUGUACUGAAUUCCUGAAAGUAAAAACCUACAUUUGGAACCUGAUGUAACAUUUCACAUGCUUUGGAUGUUUAAGUUUUCAGAAGCCACAAUUUGAA
Fragaria vesca subsp. vesca is the source of this 863-nucleotide messenger RNA. Its product is annotated as probable caffeoyl-CoA O-methyltransferase At4g26220-like. The transcript has 6 exons. Lineage: Eukaryota; Viridiplantae; Streptophyta; Magnoliopsida; Rosales; Rosaceae. The record is from RefSeq and is a predicted model, not a curated record. The coding region runs from base 65 to 775 and encodes 236 amino acids. Gene Ontology annotation, molecular function: O-methyltransferase activity; S-adenosylmethionine-dependent methyltransferase activity.